GGUCGAUGUCAUUUUAAACGAGGUAAGAGUCCUACAUCACAUAUUAUUUGGUCGCUAAAAUAAGUGACACGGAAAAGUUGUAUUUAACGGGUAUGUUUUUUGUACGGAAACUUUGGCUAACUUUUCAGCUGCUGUUGUUUUUGUGUGCUGGCAAUGUUAGUGCUCGAGAUGUUGCGACCGAGAUUGAAAAAAUUUUACCUCCAAUUUACGAAGCAGACUUCACUAAUUGUACAACUUUCGAUGACAGUAAGUACUGUUUGGCACAACUAGAACUUAUUCCGCCAGAUCCGAAACCAUAUUAUUGGAAGGAAGUUGAAGCCCGCUCUCAUAGCCACAAACAUUUUGACAGGCGUUACCUUGCUCGAGCGAUUUGUGUUCCACAAAAAUUAGCAGAUGAUACGAGCAUACUGGAAUACGUGAAAAACAGUUUGGAAGAAAAUAUCGCCGAGUACAAUUUAUCGUUUGAAGUUAAUAUGGUGAAUUGUCGGCGAACUAUAGAGUUUUCAUCGAUGGACAUAUGCUUCGUGAUUCUGAUUAUUUUGCAUAUUUUGAUGAUAAUCUACGCUACAAUGUGGGAUAUGAAUCGCAACACAAAAACAAGAAAACGCAGAGUUGACGAAUGGAUUCUGUCAUAUUCAGUAAUAUCAAAUUGGGAAAAAGUGACGAUCCAUAAAUCCAAAAAUAAGGAUUUUAACAAGCUGAUGUGCAUUCAGGGAAUAAGAUUCUACUCUAUGACGUUUAUUAUACUGUGCCAUAUAAAAUUGGCAUGGGCUCAGAAUUUCGUCUCCAAUCCAGAAUUUAUCGAAUAUGCUUACACACAUUGGUUUGUUCAACUGAAUCUCACAUUUGAAACUUUCCUCGUUCAGCCAUUUUUCCUUAUAUCAUCUUGGCUGCUAACAAAUCAAAUUCUUGAACUGUAUAGGUCUAAUGGAAAGUUCACCAUAUAUGACUGCUUUAUUCUCAUGGUUAAUAGAAUAUUCAGAUAUUUACCUACGCUAUUUGUAAUGGUAUUAAUGAUGCAAUCAUCAAUUGGCAACCUCGCUAGUGGACCAUUUAACUUUGACGUGGUCGAUGCGACGAGACAAGCGUGUAUUAAGAAUUGGUGGGGAACCUUAUUCCAAAUCUCUAAUGUUCUCCCCUUUUCUGAAAUGUGCAAUCCGGGGACCUGGUAUCUUUCCGUAGAUACUCAGUACUUUUUAGCUGUCCUCGCAAUUCUGUUUGCUAGCAUCAACUAUAAAUGGAAUCUCAGAAAAAUUUUGACUUUUUCCAUAAUUUUCACUUUAGUUGCAAAUGCGAUUAUAACUGGCAUUCAAAACCUCGAUGUAAUUGUACGUCCAUCUCCCGAGAAUAUUAAGGGUACAAACUUCUUACAUUAUCCCUAUUGGACUUCGCUUCAUACUGGUGUGCUUAAUAAUUGGGCAGCAAGUCUAGUGGGAAUUGCCAUUGGUAUAAUAUAUUUUCACACGAAAGAAAAAGAUAAGACGGAAUGGUAUGAGAAAGUAGUUUACCCACUGGUUUUUUAUCUAUUUCCCGUGGUUGUGAUAUACACAGCUUCGAUUCCGACCAAAGGAAUAGGAGCCAUCUCUAUUGGACCUCUACUAAAACCAUUGUAUGCAACUGGGGUCGGGUUAGGAAUUCUGGGAAUGUCCCGAAACUCUAUCAAAGGUUGGGCAAAGCGCAUCUGCGAAUGGAAAUAUGCCGUCAUCAUGGGAAACUUCAGUUUCAGCACCUACAUUUUUCAUUUCGCUGUUAUUUUUGCUAGAGGAAAUUACAACCAUGUAGUGUCGGAAACGAAUUGGCAAGAAGUGAGCUGCAAAUUUUGUAGAGGCGUGUCUCUAAAUGGUUGGUUAGGGUGCAUAGGUGCGUCCAUUUAUGGACAAAAGAAGGAAAGCACGUUUUGGAUUAGGAAUCUUAAUUUUUGAAACAUUCUGGUCAUGGAGAACAUAAACUGAUGCACAAUUUUUGUGUGUGAAAGUCCCAGUGCUAACAGUCGAGAAGUCAAGCAAACGUGAAUGAAAAUCAAAAAUUGGUGAUGCAUUUAUUUAGCGCGCAAUACAUUUUCACUCCUCAUAUCAUCCAUUUUGUGAUUUAAAUUUUGGGUAUAUUUACUCAACUAAAUAGUAGUUAAAUGUAGAGUAGUUGAAAAUGUAUUGCUAUGUCAGAUUUCGCUGGAAAGUGUGCGUAUUUUCUUGUAGCAAAGGAAAUAAAUAUUAAUAUAUUUACUAAUUAACUAAUUAAUUUCUUCCUCUAUCUAGUAAUGUAACAAUGUCGGUUUGUACUCGCAUAUGUAUACUGUAUGGGGGUGUACAAAAAGUGUUUAGGUA
Molecule: messenger RNA, 2324 nt
Organism: Cylas formicarius (sweet potato weevil)
Lineage: Eukaryota; Metazoa; Arthropoda; Insecta; Coleoptera; Brentidae
Product: O-acyltransferase like protein-like
Exons: 12
Coding region: 93-1922 (609 amino acids)
Molecular function (GO): acyltransferase activity, transferring groups other than amino-acyl groups
Source: RefSeq, a predicted model, not a curated record